GAACGCGAGUCGCGGGCGCCCAGGGCUGCCCGCCCUUUCCGGUUCCUCCCUGGACGGCGCGUUGGGCGCGUGAGCCGGGGCGCUGACGGCCUGGGAGGGAGGACUAUGAAGCUUCCGAACAUCCUGCUCACCGGUACACCAGGGGUUGGAAAAACCACACUAGGCAAAGAACUUGCAUCAAGAUCAGGACUGAAGUACGUUAAUGUGGGUGAUUUAGCUCAAGAAGGGCAGUUAUAUGAUGGCUAUGAUGAAGAAUACGGUUGUCCCAUUUUAGAUGAAGACAGAGUCGUUGAUGAGUUAGAGAAUGAGAUGAGAGAAGGUGGUGUUAUUGUUGAUUACCAUGGUUGUGAUUUCUUUCCUGAACGCUGGUUUCAUAUAGUUUUUGUGUUGAGAACAGAUAAUAGUAUACUGUACAAAAGACUGGAAACAAGGGGUUAUAAUGAGAAGAAACUACAAGACAACAUUCAGUGUGAGAUUUUCCAAGUUCUUUAUGAAGAAGCCAGAGCAUCUUACAGAGAAGAAAUUGUGCAUCAGCUGCCCAGUAAUGAACCAGAACAGCUAGAAGAUAACAUCAACCAAAUCUCAAAAUGGAUUGAGCAAUGGGUCAAAGAUCAUAACUCUUGAUUUAGAGACUGGCUAGCUAGGCAUGGUGGUGCACACCUUUAAUCCAAGCCCUUGGGAGGCAGAGGCUGGUCUACAUAGUGAGUUCUAGACCAGCCAGGGCUUUGUAGUAAGAUACUGUCUCAAUGGGGGGCAGGGUGGGGGAGUAACAGAAAUGCCCAAGGAUCAGCAGAAGAAAACUAUGUUGCAGCUCUAGCUGCUGCCUGGAUUUCUUUUUCUCCAUGAGAAAGCUUAAACAAUCUCAGAUACUAAUAUAAAUUAUUAAGGAUUGAACCUAAAAAUUGUCAUCAAAUUCAGUAGAUAAUAAAUCUGAUCAAUGGGUACA
Messenger RNA from Cricetulus griseus (Chinese hamster), 946 nucleotides. The record is from RefSeq and is a predicted model, not a curated record. NCBI's taxonomy places the organism in Eukaryota, Metazoa, Chordata, Mammalia, Rodentia, Cricetidae.